Messenger RNA from Gamsiella multidivaricata, 286 nucleotides. RefSeq lists its product as uncharacterized. NCBI's taxonomy places the organism in Eukaryota, Fungi, Mortierellomycota, Mortierellomycetes, Mortierellales, Mortierellaceae. The transcript has a single exon. Bases 58 to 267 code for a protein of 69 amino acids. The record is from RefSeq and is a predicted model, not a curated record.
GAUGGUGUUGGGGAGUUUUCUAUCAAGGAGUUGUGGGAAGCAUUUCCCUCUGUUCCUAUGUUUCUAGGUGCAUCUGGUAGGACGAUCAGGUGCAAGAAAAUGCGCCAUAGCCAUCGUACGAUCUCACUUUGUGACAUAAAUGUGCCCUGUGCAUGUGUAUACAUGUAUGACAAACGCCCUGAAGAUGUGUCCUUGUGCAAUCGAACCACUUCCACCAUUGAAACAACCUGUAGACCAACAUCGCUACCCCCAAAAAGGACUUUUUAAAAAAAGGGUACAGUUGUAG